Molecule: messenger RNA, 1497 nt
Organism: Haliotis rufescens (red abalone)
Lineage: Eukaryota; Metazoa; Mollusca; Gastropoda; Lepetellida; Haliotidae
Product: N-acetylglucosamine-1-phosphodiester alpha-N-acetylglucosaminidase-like
Exons: 10
Coding region: 1-1320 (439 amino acids)
Source: RefSeq, a predicted model, not a curated record
AUGCGACAGUGCCAACAUAUCAAGAUUGGAAAUCUGACACACUCGAAACAUAAGGCAAACAUCAGUGUCAACCUAACUUUGCCGCUUGUGGAGUCUCGACAUCAACUCAAGAGCAUUGGAAAGUAUUAUUAUGACAGGAGAAUUGUCAACGUGUUAUUUCAGAAAGUAAACAACCCUUUGAAAACGUUUUCGGUUCUUGAGCCGGGUGCUCCUGGGACAUGUAGAAAGGGAAGUGCUGAGAGAGUCACGGUGAGGGAGAGUGCCAAACAGAAACAUUGUGUUCUGGCUAUCAGUGCAGGCUUUUUUAACAUAGACACUGGAGAAUGUUAUGGCAACAUCUACAGCGAUGGGAGACUGGUCAGUGACAGUGGUGGGGUGCAAAAUGCUCACUUCGGCAUCACUGCAGACGGCUACAUCUUCGCAGGGUAUCUGUCACAGCAGGAUCUGAUGACACACCGGUUUACCCAGCUAGUUGGAGGUGUCAUAUGGCUCCUGAAGGAAGGGGAGAUCUAUGUUGACGAGAGCAUCAAGAACGAGUGUUCGACGCCGACAACAAGCAUGUAUCCCUACGUCUUUCCUUAUUCUACCCUGAUGCUCCCUGUGUGCCACACAAAUACUCUUGCGAUACCAGAGACAAUGUAUGUUAUUUUCUCCUUCUCUGAAAAACUCACAAUCAUAUAUCCUCACUUCAAAAGGAUGGAUCACAUUAACCUGAAAAAAUUCCUGAUUUUAGUAACACUAAGAGAGUUUGCUUCAAUCCAAAAAUCUCGAGUUGCUGUCGGUCAUGACAAAGACGGCCGCAUCCUUAUUGCCCAUGUCGAUGUGGCGAAGGGGAAUACCGGAGUUGACCUCCACGAGAUGGCAUCCAUAUUGCUUGACCUUGGCUUUGUCAAUGCCAUUAACCUUGACAGUGGAGGUUCGGCCACAACAGUUAUAAACGGUACACUCGUCAGCCAUCCGUCAGAUGAAUGCCCUGACAAAAUAUUCAACUGUGAGCGCCAGGUGACCACCAUCCUGUGUGUACAUGAGCCAGAGUGUGACCCGGGUGACUGUUCAGGGCAUGGGACCUGUGAGAUGGGAGUGUGUGAAUGCUCAGAUCACAGGUCAGGGCCAGCGUGUGACAUCCAGCAGUGUUCACCGAAAUGCAACCAACACGGAUCAACAUCAGCUGGUGCAGCACAAGAGCUGUUGAAGUCCCAACACCAGUCAGACCAGUACAGAUCAUAUUGGUUACUCUCCGUCGUCCUGGGUAUUAUCGCGGCUGUGAGCAUCAUCAUUAACAUCCUACUCCUCUUCAUCCACCUUGACGUGCAGCGAUGAUACGGUACUGGUACACAGCAGCAACAUACCUACAACUACAUCAAGACAACACCUUAACCAGAUGUUCCGACACACAGCAAUGCAACUACAGGUUCAAGUUUACAGCAACAACUCAACUACAGGCACACAUCGCGAGCUCUGUGUCUAUAAGUGAGUGAGUGAAUGAGUUGGGUUUUA